GCCUGCUUCGGCGGAUAGAGCUUCGCAUCCCAUCUGCUGUUUCUCACGUCAGAUAAACGGUCACAACGAUAAAGCAGUUCUCGUCGACUUCAAGCGAAGCAGCACAGUGCAGUAUACGCUGACAUGGAAACCUGGAGGCUCAGGAUGCAAAUGCUGCUGUGCCUGCUUGCGGUGCUGUUGCAAGGGUCGUUUGGCGCUCGGCUUCUUCCCCUAGAGCAGCGUCAUAUGGUACCAGAAAAUGUGCACCCGUUGUCCGACAAAAUGAUCGACUUCAUCAACUACAUCAACACUACAUGGAAGGCCGGACGCAAUUUUGCUGACGUUCCACUGAGCAGCAUCCGCAGGAGGCUUGGUGUAGCUCCGGAUAACCACAUGUAUCGCCUUGCGGAAUUGGUGCACGACACAGAUGGGUUGCCCAUCCCAGAUGAGUUCGAUUCGAGGACGCAUUGGUCUCACUGUCCCACUGUGUCCGAGAUCCGCGACCAGGGCUCCUGUGGUUCCUGCUGGGCAUUUGGAGCAGCUGAGUCAAUGUCGGAUCGACACUGCAUUCAUAACGGUUUACACGUGCACCUAGCGACGGAUGACCUUCUAGCAUGUUGUUCUACAUGCGGCGAUGGGUGCAAUGGUGGCUACCCGGCAGCCGCUUGGUCUUACUGGGUUGACAGCGGCAUCGUGACGGGUGGCAACUACGGUUCUAAUGAGGGUUGCCUUCCAUAUCCUGUGAAGCCCUGUGAUCACCACGUGAACGGUACCCUGGGUCCCUGCGGAAAGGAUCCUCCAACACCCAGAUGUGUGCAUGUCUGCCGGCGUGGCUACGGCAGAAACUACCAGAAUGAUAAACACUUCGGGCUAUCGUCGUAUUCCAUCUCUGACAACGUGACUCAAAUUCAAGCAGAAAUCAUGAAGAACGGACCAGUCGAGGCAUCCUUUAGCGUCUACUCAGAUUUCGUCACGUACAAGUCGGGAGUGUACCAACAGCACAGUGGAAUCCUAAUGGGUGGCCACGCUAUUCGAAUCUUGGGUUGGGGCGUGGAGGACGACGUCCCUUAUUGGCUCAUCGCUAACUCCUGGAACCGAGAAUGGGGUGAUGGCGGAUACUUCAAGAUCCUGCGCGGCUCCAACGAAUGCGGUAUUGAAGAUGACAUUGUGGCAGGAAUACCGAUGCGUUAAAGCCGCUCACUGGAGGCGCGAAGCACGCACAUGGGAUUAAGCCACGUAACUGGCUUAAUCAAUGACUGCGUCGAUUGGUGCCGAGGCUAUACGUAGUCGAAUGAUCCGAUAUGAAAGUAGUUUGAAAAACGAGAACAGCGCCUAGUUUUCUUGUGUUAGAUUAGGCAUAAUGAUGCUUGCACUGUUAUUUCUAUGUCUGAAACUAUUAAGAAAAUCUCUGUAUGUCUGUUGCACGCGGUGCAUUGUAGUAGACAAUAAAGCGCCUUGGCUUAUGUUA
Molecule: messenger RNA, 1447 nt
Organism: Ornithodoros turicata
Lineage: Eukaryota; Metazoa; Arthropoda; Arachnida; Ixodida; Argasidae
Product: cathepsin B-like
Exons: 8
Coding region: 124-1170 (348 amino acids)
Biological process (GO): regulation of catalytic activity
Cellular component (GO): lysosome
Molecular function (GO): cysteine-type endopeptidase activity
Source: RefSeq, a predicted model, not a curated record